GGUUGUGUGGCUCGUUGCAAUUCUGUUAUUUUAAUUAGCAGUCUAACACUUUUAGUGUCAGUUGCUCUGUGUUGUGUUGUGUUCUUCUAAUGGCAGAUAUCUCCCCCCCCCUCCCCCUCCCCUCUUCAGGGUCAGUUUCUUAUUUCUUAGCAACUAGCUCCGCUUUAGUGACUGUGAUGUCUUUAAUCUCCGCACUACAACGUUUACACGGUCUAACACCGCCAUCUGCAGCCAUAAACGGCAAGUGUGAUGUUUGUUUUAAAUUACUUCUUUCAUAACUCUGUAGUCGUCCUGUCGUUGAAUUCUGGAGUCUUCUCUAUUCUGUUUAAAAAAAAGUCAAAGAGACAGACCCCAACUACGGACAGGGAGGAGCCGUGAGAGACGGAACACUCGCAGAGGGAAGUAACAGGGAGACGGAAAGAAGAAAGAGCCAGAGCAAGAAGCUGAGUGUGAGAGGGAAGAAGAGAGAGAGGUCCAAGGAUCAGGGUUGGAGAGUUUGGCCUUUUUUGCCCUGUGGAGCAGCUGAGAAGUCCAGGUCUUAGUGGAGGAGCUUCAGAUCUCAAUCAUCAGUGGUCUGUUCUUGCUGGGCUUCUGACUGCUACGGUUCUGAGGAUGGCAGCAAAGUGGUUGCUGGGAUGUGGACUGGUUACGCUGCUGUGUCAGGUUUGGAGCUUUGCCGAGUCACACAGUGAAAACAAGCUGCCUCUUCGGUCUCUCCAUCCCUGGAGAAAGUUGAAUAGUGGAUUGGUCAGGAUGAAGAGGGACUGGAUCAUCCCACCUAUCAGAGUGCUAGAGAACAGCAAACAGGUUCCUGAAGAUCUAGUCCAGAUCAAAUCGGACAAAAUCUUUACAGGUGAGGUGAUCUACAAGUUGGAAGGGCCAGGUGUGGACCAGGAACCGAAGAACCUGUUUGAGAUUGAUGAUAAGACGGGAGUGAUCAGGAGCAAGCAGCCGCUGGACCGGGAGAAACACAAGAGUUUCACACUGAAAGCCUUUGCACUCUCACCCAGUGGAGAGAGACUGGAGAAUCCCACCACUAUAGAAAUCAUGGUUCUGGAUCAGAAUGACAACAGACCUUCCUUCACCCAGAGCCAGUUUGAUGCUUCUCUCCCUGAGUUUUCAAUUCCAGGCACAUUAGUGAUGACAGUUUCAGCCACAGACAAGGACGACCCAAUGACGGAUAACGCUAUACUGAGCUUCUCUAUCAUUGGUCAGGAGACCAUUCCUCCCAACGCCGUCACCAAGACCAUGUUUGGUAUCAACAGCCUGACGGGAGCCAUCUACCUGAAAGAAGUGGGUCUGGACAGAGAGGUGGUGAAAGGUUUUAAAUUAAAACUGCAGGUUGCUGACAUGGGGGGCAUGGGCCUCACAAGUGACGGCUUGGCUGUCAUCAAUGUGUCUGACAUCAACAACCACGCACCGCAGUUCAACCCCGACACAUACAGCGUGGCUGCUGUGGAGAACAGGAAGGACUACGAGAUCUGCCGGGUGAACGUGACAGACAAAGACGAGCCCGGAACAGGAAACUGGGAAGUCAAAUAUUCAAUUUCCAAUGAUCCCAAUGGGAAUUUUGCCAUCGCCACACAUCCUACAACCAAUCAGGGAAUACUAUCAGUAGUGAAGCCGUUGGAUUAUGAAUCUCAAAGUAAUCACGUCCUGAUUCUAAGCGUGGAAAAUAUAAACAAAAUGAGCACCAAGACUCCUAACCUGCCAGUGAGCUCGGCUACAGUGGUGGUGACGGUGGUGAAUGAGAACGAAGCUCCACAUUUCACUGAAGACCCCAUCCAGAUAGUGGUCUCUGAGUCGGUUCUGCCAGGAACGCUGCUGAAGAGCGACAUCGCCUCUGACCCUGAUCAUUCUGAACUGAGAUACGAGAUGAUCCUUGAUCCAGAGCGCUGGUUGGACAUCAACAGUGUCACAGGUGACAUUUCAUCUAGGAGAAAGUUCAACAUGAGAUCUCCACACGUCCAAAACCAGGUGUACAGCGCUGUGGUAAAGGUCACAGAUGCUGUCGGAGUGUCGACCACGGCCACAGUCUCCAUCACAUUGAAGGAAACCAAUGACUUCCCUCCUCAGAUCUUGCCUCUUACUGGGACUGUGUGUGAGGGCGCGGCGCUGACUGUGACUGCGGUCGAUGAAGACUUCCCUCCACACUCCUCACCGUUCAAAUUUGAAAUUUAUGAUGAUCAGUUAGCCAACUGGACCGUCACCCAGAUUAACGACACUCACGCUAAGCUUUGGCCCCUGGUGAAGCUGGAGGCCGGAGAGUACACGGUCCAUGUGCUGGUUUCUGACUCGGGCAGUCCAGUCAUGAGUUCUUUUGCUGCGGUCAACAUCACUGUGUGUCUGUGUGACUUCUUCGGAGACUGUAAAUCAGAGGCAGGGGCUGUGUACGGCUCCAGUGUUGGAAUCAGUGUCAUUUUUCUCACUCUCAUCAUGGCCAGUGUUGGUCUCUUACUGGUGCUCCUCCUGCUGGCCGUGGUUGUGACGAGCUGUAGGAGACGCCACCAUAACAAGAAAGGAACAGGUCUUCUCAUUGGAGAAUCAGAAGACGACAUAAGAGAUAACGUCAUCAACUACAACGAGCAGGGAGGUGGUGAGGAGGACGAGAAUGCUUUCAACAUUGACAUACUGUGGAAUCCCCGUGACGUGCCUUCAACACCGGGCUCCUACCGCCCAGAGUCAUAUGUGCCUCGAGGCAAACAGCCUCUCAGGAUGGAUGCCCCACAUAAUCUGCCCUCCCCUAUCUACCCAAGGAGGCCUCCGGCAGACCCCACUGACAUUGAGGACUACAUCAAUGAAAACCUUGAAGCAGCAGACAACGAUCCGAACGUUCCUCCGUACGACACUGCUCUGAUCUACGACUAUGAAGGCGAGGGCUCUCUGACGGGCAGCCUGAGUUCCAUCGCCUCCAGCAGCUCUGACGCAGACCAGGACUACGACUACCUCAAUGACUGGGGACCACGCUUUCAGAAACUGGCCAACAUGUACGACCCACGAUAAGGUGGACGGUCCCCUGACAGAAGGAAGGUUCACAGCCAGUGAGAGACACUGAUCCCACUGAGGGUCUGUGUCUGGACACAUUAGGGAAGAUUUUAAAACGGUGAAGCACAAGAUGG
This is a messenger RNA of Cynoglossus semilaevis (tongue sole), 3119 nucleotides long. RefSeq names its product cadherin 15, type 1, M-cadherin (myotubule) (gene cdh15). The record is from RefSeq and is a predicted model, not a curated record. The transcript is spliced from 15 exons. Gene Ontology annotation, cellular component: adherens junction; catenin complex; plasma membrane. Lineage: Eukaryota; Metazoa; Chordata; Actinopteri; Pleuronectiformes; Cynoglossidae. Bases 613 to 3003 code for a protein of 796 amino acids. Gene Ontology annotation, molecular function: calcium ion binding; beta-catenin binding; cadherin binding. Gene Ontology annotation, biological process: multicellular organism development; homophilic cell-cell adhesion; cell-cell junction assembly.